Biomphalaria glabrata is the source of this 7620-nucleotide messenger RNA. Its product is annotated as kelch-like protein 28. The record is from RefSeq and is a predicted model, not a curated record. The coding region runs from base 202 to 2079 and encodes 625 amino acids. Lineage: Eukaryota; Metazoa; Mollusca; Gastropoda; Planorbidae. Gene Ontology annotation, molecular function: protein binding. The transcript is spliced from 3 exons.
CUACCGGAAGUUAUGGUCGUUCAGCAAAGCUAACCGAAGCAAAGAAAAAGGUAAAAUAAAGGGAGAACACUAGACUAGUCUAAAAGAGAUGCCAAUUGUAGAAAACUUCGAUGACUCAUAUUUUAGCUGAUGCAUCUGAUUACAGUAAACAACAUGGGCAGAGCAGCGACUGAGAUUAAUGAGUAGUCUUGAGUGGUCACAAUGGAGCGCACUACACUAGAGUGUGGAGAACACCAGACAGAGCUACUGGAGGCUUUGAAAGGUAUGUUUGAGGAAGGCCAACUAGUGGAUGUCACAAUGUGCAUUCAAGAUCAUCGAAUUCCAUGCCACAAGGCUGUGUUAGCUGCAGCUAGCCCCUAUUUUAAGGCUAUGUUCACAUCAAACCUUCAUGAAUCUAGGCAGCAAGAGGUUUGGCUUAGGGAGACAGAUCCUGAUGCUGUGCGAUUACUAAUUGGAUUUGCGUACUCAGGCAAACUAGAGAUAACUUCAGCUAAUGCACAGAGUCUGCUGUCAACUGCUUCCUUGCUUCAGAUGUCUGCUGUCCAGAAGGCCUGUGCCAAGUUCAUGGAGACUCAGCUUGAUGAGGCUAACUGUGUGGGCAUCCAGUGCUUUGCCUCUGUACACAACUGUGAAGAGCUGUGCACCAAGGCUAAGGAAUUCAUAGAGAAGAACUUUACUUCUGUUUGCAAAACUGAGGAGUUCUUAGACUUACCAUUGGAUAAGGUUGUGGAUAUUGUUUCCUCUGAUGAACUUAAUGUGGAGAAAGAAGAAACUGUGUAUGAAGCGAUAGUAACAUGGGUGACACAUGAUUUAAAAAACCGGCGGCAGCAUCUUGGGGAGCUCAUGUUACAUCUUAGAUUUCCUCUAGUGAGUGUUAAAUUCCUUAUGGAUGUUGUUUAUCAAAACUCCAUGCUUCUGGAGACAGAGAAAGGAAGGGUUCUGAUUCGGAACAUUCGUAUGUUCUUGGAAAACCCAGAAAAAGUGUACAGCGCAAGUAACACAAAAGACCCAUUCCCCUUGCGUUCUGGCAUGAUCCAGCCUGAGCACUGCAUCCUGUUGGUAGGAGGGAUUGAUCAGAAUAAACCCUCUGCAAUAAACUGUUACAACCCUCUUACCCGUGAAGCUUUCUUCAUGGCAACAUUCCCUGAGUGUGAGGAGCGUUCAAGGUAUUACUGUGUGGAGGACCCCGCUGUCAUAGUGACGGAGGACAAUUCGAUUUAUGCAGCUGGUGGUAAUUAUAUUUAUCAUGCAAAUUACGGAGAGUCUCCUUCUGAUGAGGAUUCUGUUUCAUUUGAUGAUUUUGAAGAUGAAGAGUCUGUGCGAAAAGAUGUUUAUUUCUAUGACAAUGAUCAUAACAAGUGGAUAGCAAAAGCUCCAAUGUUGUUUCCUAAAUCUAAUUUUACAUUAGCAUCUGUGGACAAUAAAAUUUACAGUUUUGGGGGUCUUACAUUAAACCAGCAUCCUACAGAGAUAGUGGAGAGCUACGAUAUUGAUAAAAAUCAAUGGAAUUAUGUUGGAAUGAUGCCAACGACGCUGGUUGAUCUAAGUUCUGUUGUCUUUCGUGGAGAGAUAUACCUUCUUGGAGGAAGAACUGGGGUGGGGGCUCACAAUAUUGUCAUGAAGUUUGACCCGCGAAAAAAUGAAUGGACCUCCCUGGCUGGGAUGCCCACACCAAGGUUUAAUUUUGGUGCCUGUGUCAUUGAUAAUGAGAUCUUGGUUGCUGGUGGUCAGAUAUAUUCGCAUUCCACCAACACUAUCCGAAGGGAUGCCAUGAGAUCCUGUGAAAUUUACAAUGUUGAAGCCAACCAGUGGCGGCAAGGCCCUGAACUCACUGAGGAGAUGUACAACGUUGGCCUCAUGCAUGUCAAUGGCUGCGUAUAUGCCAUGGGGACCUCUGAGUACCAGCGGUCUCCUUUUAGAAUCUACCGCUACAAUGUUGUGUGUAGAUUGGAUCUCAGUAGGAAAAGGUGGGAGCAAGUGGAAUCUGAUCUGUGUGAUAUUCGCAGCUAUGCUUCUGUGGCUGCCAAAUUGUAUACCAGGAAGUUGUCUCAGGUGUUUCGACCUGAGGUUGAUACUUGAUAUAUAAGGUGCACUUAUCACUCUAUUAUAUUAUAUUCCUUCAAAAUUCAAAACCUUUCAAAACUUUGAUUCAAUGCAACUUUUACUAUUUGGAUGUGUUAAUAUUUUUAAAUACCAAAAUUAAUGCUAUUCAUUUUACAGUAUUCUGUUGCACUGUAACAUUUAAUAAGUUGUAUUAAACAAAAGGAUUCAGUGAUAAACUGGUAAAUAUGAAUAAUGAAGAUAAUAUGAAGAAGUUAUGAAUAAUUCACUCCUUUAUUUCAUAAGUUUCAUGUCAAAUUGUAAGAGAAAGAAGUGAAAUCUUCAUAUAAUUUUACUUUAAUUGUGAUUUAAUUAAUAGUUUUUUUUACUUUAUUGUUUAUUAUAAAGUUGUGUUAAAUAAUUAUAAUAAUAUUUUAAUCACUGGUAAAUUUGUGAUAUCUAGAUAAUAUUCAGUAUUAUUUCAAUUUAUAAUUAUUUAAAUGAAGGUAUUUAUCAUAAUGAAAAAAAAUUUUCUCAUUGAAAUUUUAAUGAACAAUAAACUAAUUAAUUAUGAUAUUUCUUUUUAUUUUAAUCAGGAUUAGUAUGAUAAAAAUACAUUUAAUUAUUUCAGUAAAUAGAUUUUGUAAAAAAAAAUAAUUUCACAAUUAACAAGCAAGAUCUACCAAGUAAGCAAGAAACAAACAAUUAGAACAUUUCAUGAGAGCCAAUAUUGAAAACUAGAGAGGCUUAAGUUUUCCUGCAUUUUUAAAGAAAGUGAAAUGACAACCAUUAAGCCAUAUUUACCUUUAAACUGGUUAUUAAGAUACUUCAAGUUUUUUUUUGCUUUCUAAUUUAAUAACAUGCUUACUUUUGACUUUAAAAAAUUACAUAUAAAUCUUAUUGUUUUUUCAGCACAGUAGUCUAUAUAGAACAGUAUUUGUCCUCUAUGUGUGUCAUGAAUUUCAGAUUUUUGUCAAAGUGCUGAGAAAUCAAGGAUGAAACUUUUAGUAAGCCCUUGGAAUGAAUCUUGACUCGGCACUAUUUAUUUAAAUUUUGUUUGUUUAGAUUUGAAAGCCAAAGAAUCAAAAUCUUUUAUUCUAAAUAUAUAUAUUAUAUUUUAUUGACAAGGAUAUUAAAAUCCAUUUAGUCAAAGUCAAACACACUUUAUGAAGAGAGUUUAACAUUGUCUCCAUUGGUUUAUUUAUAUACAUCUUUUGUUAGUCAGUAUUAUAUACUGCCAUGCCCUAAGUCAGGCAAAAAAUUGGAUGGCAAAGUGUAGGGCAAGAAACUGACUGCAGAAUCUAGCUGCUUCUGAUAAAUGAGAGAUUAAGAAGAUUGAAGGCUUAUUCUUACAAGAUAGAAAGGAUAACUCGGAAUGGAAAUCCUGCUCAUACUCUAUCUAAAGAAUAAGUAGAAUAAAGAAUAAGUAGAAUGGCAGUUUCACCUGUUGAUUGAGGUUGAGAUUUAAGCAGGGCAUCAGGUUGGUUUUGUUCAUGACAUUCCAUGUUCAAACUUUGAAUCCCAUGAAUAAAUCUUUAAUAUACAAAGCAGCUUACCAAUUCAAUAGCUUUGAUAUGUAGUGCAAUAGAACCAAUAUGCAUCAAUAAGCUUUUUAUAUUCUGUUUUAUAGAAUAUUUCUUUUUUUUUUCAGCAUGUAUUCUAAUUUAAAUAUAUAUAUACAGGGCUUUUUUUGUGACGGGGCAUACUGGCACCUUUUUGAACAAAUUAUUACUUUUCUUGUAUUUUAACAUUAUUAAUUUUUAGUAGUUAAAAGUUAGGCAAUCAACUACUGAGUACCGGCACCCAAUCACUGAGUACCGGCACCUUUUUUUUUUUUUUUUUCAAAAAAAAAAGCACUGUAUAUAUAUUUAUUUAUUUUCCAUAUUUAGAAAUUUUAUUGAAAUAUUUUGUGAAGUUAUACCUCAACUAUUUAUGUUUGUCUGACAUGAGUUUUAUUUUACAAUAGUUAUUGUGAAUAUUUAAGCAAAAAAAAAAAUUAUGUUUUUGAUAUUUACAUGAAUUUAAAAAAAAAAAAAAGAAGUUAUUCUAGAAUGUACUUCAAAUACAUGUAGAUAGCUUCUUGUAUUAUUUUCUUUGAUUAUAAUAUUAUAUUAUAUGCAAGAAAGAUUUUACAAAGAGCAGCCUUUUUGUUAUACAUUUCAAAGUUAGAAUUUUUUUUUCAUCCAUGUUUGAAUAGUGUCAUAUCAUUACAAAGUAGCCUAAUUUGCUUGUGGUUUUGUUCCUGUAGUGUGCAGGCAAAUGCUGUUUUCAACAUAAAUUGAAUGUUUUUUCUUUGAAAAAAUAUAGUACAAUUACUUUAGACUAGUUGUUUUUUUUAAUUUAAGUUCCACAAUGGUACAACUAUAUAUUUUAGUCUAAUUGACUAGUGUAAAUAUCAGUCAUUUACUAUUUUACAGGGUUUUUUACAUUUUCUUUGUGUGUCUUGUUGACUUUUUCUUGAAUAGCUUCAUUGCCCUUAAAUUGGCUUUUACAGCACACAAACUUUAUUGCAUAUAUUAUACAUUAUUUUUAAUUUAUUUUUAAUGUAUAACUAUUUUAUUUUCUUUAUUUCAAUAAAAGUUUUUGUGACACUUUUUUUUUAUUAUUAAAAAUUAUGAAAAAAAUUAAAAAGCUCUUAACAAAAAUUAAACGUUUACAUUUUAUUUCUGAUUUGUAUAUUACAAGCUGUAAGUAAGUUGUUUUUAAUUCGACUUAGCCUUUCUGGUUUGAUGGUUUGUGCAUCCACCUCAAAUUGUUCUAUUUGAAAGCUUAAUUUUUUUGAUAAACAGUUUAAAAAAAAUUGUCUAGAGUAUUUCAACAUGUUUUAAAAAUCUGUGUUACUUGGGCUUGCUAUUGUAUGUCUGCUUUAUAGAUGUUUUAAUAAACUGGUUGAAUUUUUUUUUAAAAUAUUUUAAACUAAGGGAAUAUAGAUUAAAAUAUGAUCAUUAGAUUUUAUCAGAAUCUCACAAUAUCAAUAGAAAAUGUGCAGUUACUAUUUGACUGUACACAAAGAAUGGAUACAUUUCAUUUCAAAACAAAAAAUAUUGAAAUUUUAUGUGACUUUUUUUAUGCUCUUGUUCUAUUCUAUGUUUUCUUGAGCAAUAUAGCUUGGUUUUGAAGGUAGAGCCAUAAAGCUGUAAAUAAUCACAAUGCAAUAGACUGAAUGUGUGCAAGUGUGACCUCUGGGUUUAAUCUUUGGCCACUCACUUGAUGCAAUGAUUAAACUUACAACUACACAGAUUUUCUUGGCAUAUAAUUAAUUUGUGGCAUAACAUUCUCCAACUUAAAUUGGGUGUGAUGCUAGAAUUUAGAAUUGAUAUAAGUCAGAUGCAUUCCCAGAUUUCCAUGUUCUUAUUUUGAAAUGAAUGCUGUCAAAACAACCAUAUGAAGAUUAUAUUUAUCAUGAUAAAAGCGAAUUUAGAUUUGAAUGUUGUGUUGAUUUAAUGAUGAUCAGUUUAUGACAAAUUACUACGCCUUACACAUCACAAGUCCUUGUUUUUUUUUUAUUGCUUUUUUUUUUAGAAACAAUAUUUUGUGUUGUAUGAUAUUUUUGACGACAAUGCCUUGAAGCUAUGUUUUGAAAGCAUCACACUGUAAGCAGAGUUUAACUAUUGCCACUUACAUAUUGCUUUUAUUGGCUUGCUGUGAUUAUUUACCUAAUUAUUUGGUCACUUUUGAUAAUUAAGUGUUUUUUUUUGUUUAUAUUCCUAUUGUAAUGUUGCUAAUUUUUAUUUUUUUUAAAAUAAAUUUUUGAUUGUUUCAUUAAUUAAAGAGUUUAAAAAAAAGUUUUUGACAGGUGCUUUUGUUUUUUGAAGGGAGAUCAGAGUCUGAAGUUUUGAAAUAUUUUUAAAUUGCUUCUCCACAUAUUUGUUACUUUGACAUGGAUCCUACAGAUCUUAGAUUUGUAAGGAAAUAAUUUGUAAGUAAUGAAAAACCUGCACAAAAGUGUGCAAAGAACUUACUGGCAAAAUUUAAAGAAAUUUUGGCACUUGCCACUUUGUAUUGAAAGUUACCAGCCCAUAGUAGUUAUUACAAGCCUGGAUAUUUAAACUAUAGUUAUAUUGCUUGUUUUCAAGCUCAAAGAUGAAAGACAAGUUCACAUGGCUAUGCAGUCCUAGCUAGGAUCUUUAUAUUUGCCACAUCCCGUGGAAACAAAACUGUUGUCUGCAGGUGCAGGAUUCUAGUUCUUUUUUUUACCUCCUAGCAAUACCUUGAAAUUUUAUUUUAUUAAAUAUACAAUUUAUAAAUCUUUUACCAACUGGUCAAUCACUUCUCUAUAUUCUUCAUCUUUAUGCUGUUAAUUUUUAAAAGUCGAGUCUAAAUCUUUCUCAUUUGUUUGGGACAUCAUCCCAAUGUUCCCAUUUGUGUAAUAUAAUUAUUGUAAUUUUUAAAACUUAAUUUUUUUUUUGUCUGACCUUCUAUAUCACAUUGGAUUUGUUUUACUCUUUAUAUAAUUCUCUCCCUUCCUUUUUUUUUCUUUUUCUCUACAAAAUUGAAAUCACAAACCUAUAUAGAUAUAGUGAGAGAGACUAGACUAGGCUUGGUUGUAAUCAAUGGCACAUUGUCUUCAGUUUGGAAGAUGAAUGUUCAAAUUAGUGUGUCUAUUUUUUAAAAAUACAUUUAUCCAAUAUAAAACAAAAUGUCUAUACUUGAUGUAGGUGUUAAAAUCUAGGUGUUGAGAACUUGGUCUAGACAUUACACUGUUGUUGAAAAUGACUUUAACUUAAACAAAUUAUCCCUUGUACUGUUUAAAUCAUGUGGCACAGCAUUGAAAGUCUGAGAGCACAUUCGGCUCAUUUUCCUAUUAGAUUUUGACUAAACUCUAGGCUAGAUUAAUUUAUUAUUUCCUCAGAAAUCGCACUAAAAAUAUAAUGACUUCAUAAAAUUUGUUGAAUUUAUAAAAACUCCUUUUUGAUGUAGGAUCUGAAUCAGAACUAUGGGAAUUGUGUUGUAUUUAGAUUCACUAAACCAAAGAUAAUUUUCUAUGGGGUGAAGAGCCAGUUCACAGAAUCUCUAAUGGCCAUUAUGUUUUCCACUAUCAAGUUAAACAUUUAGAUAGCUCACUAAAGUGAAUGAAUCAACAUUGUCUCCCUGGCUGCCAUUAUGUUUUCCCACUAUCAAGUUAAACAUUUAGAUAGCUCACUAAAAUGAAUGAAUCAACAUUGUCUCCCUGGCUAGUCUAUAUAUUUCUAUGUUAGUUGUUGAAAUUACUUUCUUGUGACACCACUGAAUAGCGUUGAUGCAUGGGACUCUCUUUAGUUUGUCUUUGUUCCUAGAGCUAUUACUUUAUGCUCCAUUUGGUUGUUAGUUUUUGUUUGUCAAAGUAGAAAGUAACGAAAAUGUUAUUUUGGUAGACAACAAAAUUCUGAUACUGUCAGUCGAUCUUGAUUAAGUCUGCUUGUGAUAGGAUCUUACACUUAAGUAAUGUUAGCCAAUAGAAAAUUGAAACGAUGUUAGCCAACAGAAGUCACAUAGUAUUUUAUGUUAGUUUCAUAACAUGUACACUUUGGUUUGCCAGUUUGUGUGCAGCGAACUUUUGAUUUGAUCCAAGUGCUAUUAAAAUAGCUCAAAUAUCACAUC